This is a messenger RNA of Pistacia vera, 353 nucleotides long. RefSeq lists its product as uncharacterized. Bases 32 to 340 code for a protein of 102 amino acids. The record is from RefSeq and is a predicted model, not a curated record. Lineage: Eukaryota; Viridiplantae; Streptophyta; Magnoliopsida; Sapindales; Anacardiaceae. The transcript is spliced from 2 exons.
CCUUGCUGCAAUUGUAGGAAAGAACAAACAAAUGUUUCUUGGGAAGAAGAUAAGCAUUGUAAGAUCAAAUCCGAAGCAAAAGAGAAAGGAUUCUGCCAGUCAUAGGGCCUCUGGAGAACAUGCGCAAAGUAGUAAUCAGACUUUCGAGGAGUCUAGAGCGCCACACUCUGCUGCUAAUAAACGUAGUGUUAACAUUCAGCUGAAGGGGAGGAACACAUUUGCAAUGCCAAGGAACGUCAGACCACUUGAUGUCCCCUCGACAAAUUCAAAAGCCAGGGAAGUGGAAGAUGGGAAGCCGAAUUCAAAUUAUGAGUUCAGAGAAAUGAUCCUUAAGAAGUGAGGUUUGUUCCUGA